AUGACAUUCAUCUUACAACUUGCUCGUCCUAUUGAUUCUGUCGGUCAGUUAGCCCAUGCAUUAAGCAGUGUCAAACUUUCCACAGAUACACUACUAAAAAUAUUCUGGCCAAGUUCAUAUUGUAGGCUGUUACGUGAAGAUGUUGUUCUACUAGAUAGUCCAGGGAUUAAUGUUGAUCCAGAUAUGGAUAGAUGGAUUGAUCUUCACUGUUUGGAUGCGGAUGUUUUCAUUCUUGUUGCUAAUGCUGAGUCAACAUUAAUGCAAGCUGAGAAAGAUUUCUUCCAUAAAGUCAGUCAAAAGUUAUCCAAACCAAAUAUUUUUAUCAUUAAUAAUCGUUGGGAUGCUUCAGCAAACGAAAUUGAAUAUAUUAAUGAGGUACGUGAGCAACACCUGCAACGUUGUGUAGCGUUUCUUGUUGAUGAAUUAAAAGUGUGCACACGUACAGAGGCAGAGGGACAUGUUUUCUUCGUUUCAGCCCGUGAAGUUCUAGCGAUGAGAACAAAAGCGAAUUUAGGUGGCGAUCCACAUUCAGGUCCUCCUGGAGCGGCUACAAGUAUUGGGUCUCCUUUGUCAGCAGGUGGGCUACUAUCAUUAGUGCUUUCUUAUCAAGCUUAUAUUUAUCUAUUCGGCUUUGAGCAACAUUAG
This is a messenger RNA of Schistosoma margrebowiei, 645 nucleotides long. The record is from the annotation of a GenBank genome assembly. NCBI's taxonomy places the organism in Eukaryota, Metazoa, Platyhelminthes, Trematoda, Strigeidida, Schistosomatidae.